ACCAGAACAGAUAACAGAGAGAUAAAAGAAACAAUGGAGAGCAUAGUUCACAGAACGGUGGAAGUAAAUGGCAUAAAAAUGCAUGUUGCAGAGAAGGGAGAAGGUCCAGUGGUGUUGUUCUUGCAUGGCUUCCCCGAACUCUGGUACUCAUGGCGCCACCAGAUUCUGCAUCUCAGUUCCCUCGGUUACCGUGCUGUUGCCCCUGACCUCCGAGGCUACGGUGACUCCGACGCCCCUGCGCCAAUCACCGCCUACACGUGUUUCCACCUUCUGGGUGACAUCGUUGCGCUCAUCGACUCUCUGGGUGUGGACAAAGUGUUCCUUGUGGGCCAUGAUUGGGGUGCUAUCCUCGGUUGGUACCUCUGCCUCUUCCGACCAGACAGAGUCAAGGCCUAUGUCUGUCUCAGUGUCCCCUUCCGACCCUUCCUCGGACGAAACCCCCAACAGAAAACCGUCGAUAUGUUUCGUGCCUUGUACGGAGAAGACUACUACAUAUGCAGAUUUCAGGAACCAGGGAAGAUGGAAGCUGAGCUGGGUCGCGUUGACACUGGAUAUCUGAUGAAGAACAUACUCACAACGCGCCAUUCCGGUCCACCCAUUUUCCCGAAAGGGGAAUAUGGAACUGGAUUUAAUCCCCAUACUCCUGAUAUCCUGCCCUCUUGGCUCACUCAACAAGAUCUUGAUUAUUUCGUUACCAAAUUCAAGAAGUCUGGCUUCACUGGAGGCUUGAACUAUUACAGAAAUCUCAACCUAAAUUGGGAGCUGACAGCAGCGUGGACUGGAGUAGGAAUCGAGAAUGUACCGGUUAAGUUCAUUAUAGGUAGCGUUGACUUGGUGUACAAUUCCCAGGGGAUGAAGGAGUACAUUCACAAUGGUGGUUUCAAGAAAGAUGUGCCAUCUCUGGAAGAAGUGGUGGUGCAGGAAGGUGUUGGCCACUUCAACAACCAAGAAGCAGCACACGAUGUGGCCAAUCACAUUCAUCACUUCAUCAACAAGUUCUGGAAAAGAGAGAGAAGAGAGAUGGAGAGCAUAAAGCACAGUAUGGUAGAAGUAAACGGCAUCAAGAUGCAUGUUGCGGAGAAAGGAGAAGGCCCAGUGGUGUUGUUCUUGCAUGGCUUCCCUGAACUAUGGUACUCCUGGCGCCACCAGAUUCUGGCUCUUAGUUCCCGCGGUUAUCGUGCUGUGGCGCCUGAUCUCCGAGGCUACGGUGACACGGAGGCCCCUGUUCCAGAGAGCAGCUACACGUGUUUUCACCUUGUGGGAGACAUCGUUGCGCUCAUAGAUUCUCUGGGUGUGGAAAAAGUGUUCUUGGUGGGACACGAUUGGGGUGCCAUCAUCGGUUGGUAUCUCUGCAUGUUCCGGCCAGACAGAAUCAACGCCUAUGUUUCCCUCAGUGUCCCCUUCCGACCCUUCCUCGGGAGAAAUCCUCAACAUAAGACCGUAGACUGUUUUCGUGCCUUGUAUGGAGAUGACUACUACAUAUGCAGAUUUCAGGAAACAGGCAAGACAGAAGCUGCCAUGGCCUGCGUUGACACUGCGUAUCUGUUGAACAACAUAUUUACGUCCCGUAAAACUGACAUGUCAGGUCCACCAGUUUUUCCAAAAGCGGGUCAUGGAACUGGGUUUAAUCCCCAUUCUUCACCCACCUUGCCCUCUUGGCUCUCUCAACAAGAUCUUCAUUAUUACGUUACUAAAUUUCAGAAGACUGGCUUCACGGGAGGCUUGAGCUACUACAGAAAUCUCAACUUAAACUGGGAGCUAACAGCAUCGUGGACUGGAAUGGGAAUCGAGAAUGUACCGGUAAAGUUCAUUACAGGUGGUGAUGAUUUGAUGUACACUUCACCGGGGACGAAGGAGUACGUUCACAACGGUGGUUUCAAGAAAGAUGUGCCGACUUUGGAGGAAGUGGUGGUGCUGGAAGGUGUUGCACACUUCAGCAACCAAGAAGCAGCAAAGAAUGUGAGCAAUCACAUCUAUCAUUUUCUUAAGAAGUUCGGACCCUGAAUUAUGGGCAUAUCAAUAACUCUUAGAAAGUGGACUGCUCACUCCAACAUUUUAUUACAAACUAUGUCACAAACUCUAUUUUAUGGCAACUUUUGCUAGCUCCGUUCCUUAAAUGCACUAUAUAUGCUUGUUUGCCAAUGUAAAAAUAUGAUAUCAACUUUUAUUUCAUGAGAUCAUGUUGUGUUUGUUCAAUUUCUUGCAAGAACACAAGGGUAAGGAGAUUGUUAUGAGCAAUUAGUGGGCAAAACUCAAUAUAUACUAAACUAGUAUAGCCUACACUGAACUGAUUCACAUAUUAUAAAUAAAGAUUGAAUUGAUCCAUGUAA
Messenger RNA from Vigna radiata var. radiata (mung bean), 2330 nucleotides. RefSeq lists its product as uncharacterized. The transcript is spliced from 7 exons. Lineage: Eukaryota; Viridiplantae; Streptophyta; Magnoliopsida; Fabales; Fabaceae. Gene Ontology annotation, molecular function: hydrolase activity. The record is from RefSeq and is a predicted model, not a curated record. The coding region runs from base 34 to 2004 and encodes 656 amino acids.